Molecule: messenger RNA, 2081 nt
Organism: Camelina sativa (false flax)
Lineage: Eukaryota; Viridiplantae; Streptophyta; Magnoliopsida; Brassicales; Brassicaceae
Product: protein SINE1
Cellular component (GO): microtubule
Molecular function (GO): microtubule binding
Source: RefSeq, a predicted model, not a curated record
AAUAAAGAAGCGGACAGACAAAUAAAAACCUAAAAACCCCAAAACAUAUUUUGAAAAAUGUGUUAUCUGUUGAACCGCGAGAUUUUUCUUUUGUAGAUUUCGCAGUGUCCGCCAAACUCUCACACUUUUGAUUUGUUUUGUUUUCAGUCUGAGAUUUCAUUUUGCUUCUACGUCGAUUUCUUUUGCUUUUGGAUUCUAAGAAAAUCUUCGAAGGUUUCAUCUUUGUACGGUUGAAGCAAAGAAGUAGCUCAAGUAGAAGAAACAGUUGGAGUAAUGGGUUUGAAUCUGAAUCCAGUUUUGCGACAAGAAUUGGCUAAUCUUGACAAAGACACAGAGAGUCGUAAAUCAGCAAUGAAAGCUCUUAAGUCUUAUGUGAAGGACUUGGAUUCAAAGGCCAUUUCUGGUUUUCUAGCACAAGUCUUUGAGACUAAAGAAACUAACUCUUUGUCUGGUGAAUACACCAUUUCGCUCUAUGAGAUACUUGCUCGUGUUCAUGGACCCAACAUUGUUCCCCAGAUUGAUACAAUCAUGUCCACCAUUGUCAAGACUUUGGCUUCUAGUGCUGGUUCUUUCCCUCUUCAACAAGCUUGUUCUAAAGUUAUUCCGGCAAUUGCUCGAUACGGGAUUGAUCCGACAACCAAAGAAGAUAAGAAACAACUUAUAAUCCACUCCUUGUGUAAGCCUCUUACGGAUUCUCUAUUGGGUUCUCAGGAGAGCCUCACUUCAGGGUCUGCUCUGUGUCUUAAGGCUCUUGUGGAUUGUGACAACUGGCGAUUUGCUUCGGACGAGAUGGUGAACAGGGUUUGCCAAAACGUUGUAGUUGCAUUGGACUCAAACUCCAACCAAACACAUGUUCAGAUGGGUCUGGUUAUGUCACUUGCCAAACAUAAUCCUUUGAUCGUUGAAGCCUAUGCAAGGUUGUUGAUACACACAGGAUUGCGAAUUCUGAGUUUCGGGGUUUCUGAAGGAAACUCACAGAAGCGGUUAUCAGCAGUCCAAAUGUUGAACUUCCUAAUGAAGUGCUUGGACCCGAGAAGCAUAUACUCCGAAGUUGAGUUGAUAAUCAAAGAAAUGGAGAGGUGCCAAUCUGACCAAAUGGCUUACGUCAGAGGAGCUGCUUAUGAAGCAAUGAUGACUUCAAAAAGAAUAGCUGGAGAGCUCGAGUCCAAGAUGGACAAUGGUUGUCGUUCUGCUACCGGUUCGAACUUCGGUCGAAGACACUGUCCGUCCAAUGUCAACGGUCAUUUUCCUGAUGACUCCUUAUCACCUGAAUCACAAACUGUAGGUUCGUUCAGCGGAUAUGAUUCUCCGGUUGAGUCCUCGCCUAUUUCUCAUACUUCUUGUAACUCUGAAUAUGAUCGGCGGAGUGUGAAUCGCAAGCUUUGGAGGCCUAAUCAGAAUGGAGGAGGGGUUGAUAUCUCUUUGAAGGAUGGUCUUUUCUCCGGUUUAACUAAAGGAAACACCACUGUCUCUGAUUCACCUCUUGUACCGUAUGAUACUUGUGAAAAUGGAGAUGAAUUUGAAGGGUUUCCAAUGCAAAGUUUGAGAAACAACCAGCUGCAAAACACCACUUCUAGUCCUCAGAGACAGCUUCCACCACGCAUCAAUGCUGAAUAUUUCAACAUCUUCACCACUCCAAGGAAGCUCAUCAGUUCUCUUCAAUAUUUUGAUGAUGUUGACUUAGAUCAUUCAGACAUCCAAAGUCCAACAUUGGGAAGUGAGAUCAGAGAGAAAACCAUAGAAUCUAGCAAGACUCCUAAACUUAGAAGGCGAUUUCCAACCGCGGAAACAAUGUCAUCAACUGGCACAUUUAGUGAAGACACACCUCAAACUCAUAUGAUAACAGGUAGUAAAAAGAAUAUGAGCUAUGCCAAAUUUGUUAUUGUCAUAUCUUUUGUUGUUGUGGCUCUCUUUACAACCGUGGUCUUUAUGGUGAAUCAAGAUGAUGAUGUUGGUUACUACACUGUUCCCACAUGAUUUACCUCUGUUUACUUUAAUCCUAGUGUAGUUUACUUAUCAACGUGUUGGUUGUUUGUUAUGAACUCUGUACAAGAUUUUGAAUAUUCUUCUACUUGUUCUCA